AUGAAAACAUCCAUUCCGGCUAGUCAGCUCAAGCUGCCUUAUGGAGCCCGCAUGAUACUCGGCAAAACACUUACAGAGAUGAGUAAUGAACGAAGAGGAGCGCUCCGAUUCACGUGUGCAAUAGCUCUCCUCCCUUCUCUGUUUCCGCUGUCUGCAAUAAUGAAAUACCUAAGGUUCGAGGGCAAGAGAGUAGUCUUUUUGAGAGUUUCAGUCAUAGUUAGGUCGUCCUCAGGCUAUGCAGCUGGAGUGAUGACGAGCACAUGA
This is a messenger RNA of Cylicocyclus nassatus, 264 nucleotides long. NCBI's taxonomy places the organism in Eukaryota, Metazoa, Nematoda, Chromadorea, Rhabditida, Strongylidae. The record is from the annotation of a GenBank genome assembly.